Molecule: messenger RNA, 1903 nt
Organism: Gracilinanus agilis (Agile Gracile Mouse Opossum)
Lineage: Eukaryota; Metazoa; Chordata; Mammalia; Didelphimorphia; Didelphidae
Gene: RAB32
Product: RAB32, member RAS oncogene family
Exons: 3
Coding region: 96-773 (225 amino acids)
Biological process (GO): vesicle-mediated transport
Cellular component (GO): vesicle; trans-Golgi network; Golgi apparatus
Molecular function (GO): GTP binding; GTPase activity
Source: RefSeq, a predicted model, not a curated record
ACUCCUCGGCGGAGCUGCGUGCGGUUCUGCUUGAGUCAGGAAACGUGAGGUGCUGGCUGGGCAGCCUGGGCCGGGAGCUCUAAGCGGCGUCAGGGAUGGCUGGCGGGGCGUCUGGGGAGACCGGCCCGGGGGCGGCUGCAGGCACGGCGGUGCCCGAGACCCAGGAGCACCUCUUCAAAGUGCUGGUCAUCGGCGAACUUGGGGUGGGCAAGACGAGCAUCAUCAAGAGAUAUGUGCACCAGCUCUUUUCUCAGCACUAUCGAGCCACCAUCGGGGUAGACUUUGCUCUCAAAGUCCUCAACUGGGACAGCAAGACCCUGGUCCGGCUGCAGCUCUGGGAUAUUGCAGGUCAAGAACGGUUUGGUAAUAUGACAAGAGUAUACUACAAAGAAGCUGUAGGCGCAUUUGUGGUCUUUGAUAUCUCGAGAGGGUCUACAUUUGAUGCAGUCCUCAAAUGGAAAAAUGAUUUGGACAGUAAGGUGCAGCUUCCAAAUGGCAUCCCAAUCCCUACAAUUCUCCUAGCCAAUAAAUGUGACCAGAACAAGGACCGUGGCCAUACCCCUUCUCAGAUGGACCAAUUCUGCAAAGAAAAUGGCUUUACAGGAUGGUUUGAAACAUCUGCAAAGGAUAAUAUCAACAUAGAUGAAGCAGUUCGGUUCUUGGUGGAGAAUAUUCUUGCACACUAUAAAAAUUUUCCUAAUGAAGAUGAUGUGGACAAAAUAAAGCUAGACCAGGAUACUUUGAGAGCUGAGAGUAAAUCCCAGUGCUGUUAAUGUUGCCCCUACUAUUUUUUUUUUGUUUAAAAUGAUGGUUUACUUUAUACAUAUCAAGACUGAGACUGGAUUCCAGAUGAACUGCUAUAUUGGAACUCUUCAUGUUGGUGGUUCUUUAAAAUGGUGGUAUUCCAAGGUGCCUGAACUUCUUGAUUGGAAAUAGAAUGUAUAGUAAAUGUUCCAUGUCAGAGAUCUAGAACAUGUAUUCAGAGCUUGGCUUAUUCUUGUUUAAACAGUGUCAAAAUGUUUAUGCUUUUUUUUUUGUAUUCCUUUUUAAAAAGUGAGCAGACAAUUUUUUCCAUGUUUGGAAAGACUUCCAAGUUGAAUUAUCUUAUUAGUAUUAUUACUAUAGAAGAAAACUUUAAGUCCUGACAUUGCUAACAGUUUCACGUAUAAUUUUUUUCCUGAAGGGUAUUCUGGUAUUAUAUUCCAUUAAAUUAGUCAUUGUAAUUACCAUUAGUCACAGAAAGGGCCACUUUACUUAUUUCACAGUGUUUGUAUUUUUAAAUAUAUAUUCAAAAAAUUUGCACUUCAUAUUAAGCCUUUUAAAGGUCAUUUAUUUUAACUUUGUGCUGGUGGUUACGUUUUCAAGAUUUUAAUGCAGUUAAACAUUCAGCAGUGAAUUAACCUGGGCUUGAUCUAGGGUGACUUCCUAGACUUCUAGUCCUUUCCAGGACAUAACUUUCAGGUUAAAAUUAAAGAGUCUUUUCUUCUUCAGUCUCCUACAUCAUAUGUGUGUGUGCUUACUACAGAGGGCUAAUUUUGGAUUUGAUCAGGGACAUGAGCCUUACCAUUAAUAUUAAUAUCUCGGUGAACCCAGAUGACAAAAUUUAAAAUUGUAAUUAUUGGAGAAUGAAUAAACUAGCAAAUGUUCCAAAUUAUAAUCUUUUGAGUAAGCUGUAUCCUGAAUAUUUUGUUGUCAUCUAAAAUAUAGUAGUAGAGAAACUGAGGGCCAGAGCACAUUGUUGUAGGUAACCCUUUUUUUGGGGGGGGGCACUUAUUGGAGAAGAAUAAAUGUUUUAACAAUUAAGAUCUUUGAUCAAUAUGGUUGUUGGGUAACAAGGAAAUAUUAGUGGCCUUUGUAAAGCCUCUUUGUGACUACUUACAUUAAAAUAUCUUGUUUUAAAAGA